GGGGAAGGAAUCAGAGGCGCCACCUGAGGCUCCAGUCCUUGGCAGGAGGCCGGCGCUACGCUCUCACGCUGCUGCAAAAAUCGCUUCCGGAGAGCGGUAACCAUCACCCCAUGAGGAAACCCGCCGGGGAAAGUGGUGAAAAACGACGCCGGGAGAGGAUUGGUGUCGGGAGUUGCGGAGCCCAAACCCGGGGCGCCAGCCUGCACGGAAAAGGGAGAAGGGCGGAGGAGCCACGCGCACCUGAGGCCGCGAAGAACUCCGAGCAGAAAGCCGCGCGAGAUCUGGGGUCGGGAUCUCGUUGCGUUGCCUAGCGACGUGAAGGACGCUCGCGGGCCCCCGGCUAACCCCUGCUGUAGCCUUAAAUCUCCUACCAUGGGGGAAGAAGGCGGUGGCUGCAGCAGUGGGCCCACUAGAGACCUGCAGAAGCUGAAGCAGCAGGCGAUGGAGUACUACCGGGAGAACGACGUCCCGCGCAGGCUGGAAGAACUGCUCAACUCCACCUUCUACCUCCAGCCUGCCGACGUCUACGGGCACCUGGCAAACUGCUUUUCUAAACUUGCAAAGCCUCCCACCAUAUGCAAAGUAGUGGGGAAAAGCGUACUGGAUGGACUGGGGCUUCCAACCCUUCAAGUGGAAAUAUUCUGCACCAUUCAAAAUUUUCCCAAGAACGUAUGUUCUGUGGUGAUCUCAACUCACUUCGAAGUCCAUGAGAAUGCCCCGCCUGAGAUAGCUGAAGCAGAAGUAGUAGAAAGGUUGGAUGCCGUGAACACCGCUGUGCAGUGGGUCAAUGAAACCAUCACCAAGGAGCUUCAGGGCGCAGCCCCCUCCAGCCAGGCUGAGGUAGAUCAGGUGCUCAGGACAUUCUUUGAAAAUAAAGUACAAGAAGAUAAGGAGAAAAAAGAGUUGGAAAAGAGUGUGGAAGACUCAACAGUGCCUACACUGUCAUCUCUAAUGCCACCACCACCUCCUCCUCCGCCAGCCAAGAAAAAGGGACUAAAGCAAGGGAGGAAGGAUACUCUUACAGAGAAACCUGUUAGGCCUCCAGAACCUGUCGAGCCUGUUCUCUCCGGCAGCAUGGCCAUAGGGGCUGUGUCCCUGGCUGUGGCCAAAGCCAGUGCCAUGCUGGGCAAUAAGCCUCUGUACUUAAGGAUUGCAUCACUAAAGCACCAGCAGGAACCGCCAGCCACGCUUACUAUACCUCUGCUGAUGGUCUCUCUGGUCAGCUGUGGGAAGUCAUUGCCUGGGAAGCUGAAUUUAAUGAAAGAAGUGAUUUGUAUACCCCAUCCUGGAUUAACAGCUAAACAAGGUGUGGCAAUGGUUCAGCAAAUUCAGAAACAUAUUACCAAAACAAUGGAAAUGCCCUCUCCUCCCAAAGCAGAGACAAAGAAAGGGCAUAAUGGAGGCAAAAUAAGUCAACAGCAGGUCACUGGCAAGAUGUCCCAUCUUGGGUGUUUAACCAUUAAUUAUGACACCAUAGAGCAGCCACUGCUCCUAAUACAAGGAAUCUGUGCAAACCUGGGGCUAGAAAUGGGAACAAAGCUGCAUCUGGCCAUCAACUGUGCUGCACAUGAGCUGAUGGACUAUAGUAAAGGCAAGUAUGAAGUGAUGACAGGAACCUACAAACACGCAGCGGAGAUGGUUGACCUGUAUGUGGACCUGGUCAGCAAGUUCCCCUCAAUUAUCGCCUUAAUCGAUCCUUUCAGGAAGGAGGACUCUGAACAGUGGGACAGCAUCUACAAUGCCCUCGGUUCCAGGUGUUAUAUAAUUGCAGGCACUGCAUCCAGGAGCAUUUCUAAGCUUCUAGAAGAUGGUAACAUCAGCACCCCCAGGUCCAGUGGGCUGAUCAUAAAACACACAAAUCAAACUACCAUAUCUGACUUGGUGGAAAUAACCGAUCUUAUUGACAGUAACAAGCACAUGGCUGUCUUUGGAAGCACAGAGGGAGAGUCGUCAGAUGACAGCCUUGUCGAUCUGGCCGUUGGACUCGGUGUCCAGUUUAUCAAGUUGGGAGGUCUUUCUCGCGGCGAGCACGUGACUAAGUACAACCGCCUUUUUACUGUAGAGGAAGAACUCAUCCAGAGUGGAACACUGGGUACGUGCUGCCUUCUCCUUUUGUUGCCACUGAGCCACGAAUAAGAGAACAAAGACUGCAAGG
Manis pentadactyla (Chinese pangolin) is the source of this 2155-nucleotide messenger RNA. RefSeq names its product enolase 4 (gene ENO4). The record is from RefSeq and is a predicted model, not a curated record. Gene Ontology annotation, biological process: glycolytic process. Gene Ontology annotation, cellular component: phosphopyruvate hydratase complex. The transcript is spliced from 13 exons. Lineage: Eukaryota; Metazoa; Chordata; Mammalia; Pholidota; Manidae. Gene Ontology annotation, molecular function: phosphopyruvate hydratase activity; magnesium ion binding. The coding region runs from base 373 to 2136 and encodes 587 amino acids.